GUGAAAGAGAGAGGAUGGACUACUUUCUAUCCAGAAGAACGAAGGGCGGGAGUCUGGUUCGGAGUUGGGAAUGAUAUUGAAAAGGAGAGGGUUCUUUCUUUCUUGCUUUCUUUCUUUCUUGAGUCAGGCAUGAAUGGCAAACGAUCAUUUGCUGUUACGCCUUUCUACUUCAGUUAACACGUGGAGGAGGUUCCGGUCGGAGCAAGUCUGUUGUAGUGCGGGGAGAAGGGAGAGGGCAAUGGGUAGCGUGGCCUGGCAGGGUGGGAGUGGGAAAGGGUAGGAAAGGGUGUGUAAGCUGUUGUGCUGAUGGCGCUAUAGGAAAGAACAGACAAUUGAAUGCCACAGAAAGGCUGGAAAAAGAGACAAAGUCUGUGGCGAACAGCGUCGCAGCGAACUACGCAGUGGCAGAACUUGCUGAGAAUCGCACCGCACGAUAGUUACUUUGAGGUUGCUGAUCGUCCGCUGGCAGACUCAUGUGCACUGGCUGAGUGGGAGAGGGUAAUGGGUGGCGUGGCAGGGCAGGGGAGUGGGAAAGGGUAGGGAGAGUUGUAUAAGCUGUAGUGCUGAUGGCGCUUAGGAAAGAACAAACAAUCGUAUGCCACAGAAAGGCUGGAAAAAGAGAAAAAGUCUGUGGCAAACAGCGUAGCAGCGAACUACACAGUGGCAGAACUCGGGAAGAAUCACACCGCACGAUAGUUACUUUGAGGUUGGUGAUCGUCCGCUGGCAGACCCGUGUGCACUGGCUGAGUGCGGUGGCCUUCUGAAAGUGAACGUGGUGGGAAUCCCUUGGUAGUUUCUUUGAUGUUGGUGAUUGCUCGGUGUCAGAUCUGUUCUCGUUGACUUAGUGCGGUCGGGUGAAGUUCAAGAGUGAAGAGGGCUGUAGCCAACAAUUGAUUGGUUGAUGGUGAGUGGAAUGAGGUAUCAGCUGGCAUGCAUGGCUACAAAAUGUGUGCUAGAUCCACAGAAGCUAUUGGGGUUCAAACUUCCGAGUUAGCAUUUGCCACGUUGCGGGCUAUGCACACCCUUUCUCGUGUUCUAUAUAUAGCUCAGCAAUGUCGCUUCCCGAAUGGAGUUCCCUGUGGGCCAGGGCUUUUGACGACACAAGCUUGUAAGCAGGAGAGAGAGAGGGAAGGGCUUUUGAAGCUUCCUAUUCUGCUUCUUUGUGUGCAGGUGCUUUAGAACGUGGACUGCACGUUGGGGGCCGGAGUUGUGCACCUUUUCCCAGGUGCUAACCAGGGGUAUGCUGUUAUGCAUCUAUCAGAAAAAAAGACGAUAAUACGACAUUCACUUCUUCGCAUGGAGCAGGAAGUCAUAUACGGGGGUCGUACUCUUUCCUUGGGGUGGGAUCUACUCCAGAUAUAAGGUCAUUUACAUUGCUACUUCAGAACUGGCUGCUGUCUGGUAGGUUCCGUUUUCAGCUCUCAUGGAUUUAUGGGAGGCAUUCGUUAUCUCACAUGGCUCCUCCUAAUCCUGAAAAUUCUACCGAAGGAGAUGUCAUCAAGCGACAGACGUUGGAAGAUGAGAAGAGGAUGGAGUGGAAGUUGGCCGUGAUGAGGGAGAAGAAGAGGAGAGUAGACGCGGCAGUGGAGGCGGCAGAAGAAUUAGAAGAGAUACAAAAGAUAGAAGAGCAAUUAGCCGCCCAGACUGAACUCCCAAAGAAAAUGGAAGUCAUAGCCAAAAACUUUGCACGCUUAGCACGAAUCCAGGUCGAGCAGUAUGACUUUAGUAGGAGUCAACAUAUAGCGGUACGUUCGAUACGGUUGGGAUUCCGGGACUUUGCUCGUGAGUUGGUGGGUGCUGUAGGAGCCGAGGUGGGCCACCGCCUCGACAAGACUGAGCGGUUUUGCGCUGGCGCCAUUGAAGGCGUUAAAGCGGCAGCUCCCAAGGAGGAGGAAGCACGUCCUCUUCGCCGGGAGCCGGUCAAAGUCAAAUUCCCUGAUUCCUACAGUGGAAAACGGGAAGAAAACUUUGACAAUUGGGAGGCCAAUGUCAAAACCUAUGUGCAUUUGCAACAGGUCUCCCCGGAUCAGCAGGUCCUAAUUGCGAUCCAUGCGCUUAGAGAUGAGGCCGCCAGCUUUGCAAGGUCCCUAGUUCGCGCUGCCAACUGUAGUGACGAUCCAGUUGCGUACUCCUCGUUCAUGUCCCUCACUGAAUUCUUGAAGCUGCUGCGCGAGCGAUUUGCUGAUGUCGCUCGCAGUGUUAAGGCCUCCGACAAGCUCCAGACGAUCCAAGCCCGUAAGUGGAAGAGUGCCAGGGCACUCAAGAGCACAAUGGACGAGUUGGUAGCUGUCCCUGACCAUGGGGUUACAGACACCCAGUUGGUCGCCCUCUUCUAUAGAGCGAUGCCCGAAGCUUUUCGCGGGCACUUCUUCGCGAAGAGCGAAGACCCUGCCACCACUUACGAUUCCCGUAGCCGUGAAGUGGUGACCUUUGAGGCAAAAUCUGUGUCAGUUUCCACCCUCUGGCACAAAGAUUUGGAUAAGGGGAAACAAUGGAAGGACCGCACUAUCUCUGGGCAGGUGAAGACUAAGGAUAGCCUUGUCCUAACUUUAGAUGAGGGUAGUGUGGAUGAGAUCCCCUACGAUCAGAUUGAGUGGGGGUUAGAGGAGGAGGACAGCGGUGUGGGCCAGGGGAGGACUUACGCUGCUGUCGCGGCUGGAGGGAGGCCGCAAGGAGGACGAGGCCAGGGCCAAGGGGGUCGGGCCUCAGGGAGCCGGUUUCAGGGCGAUCAGGGGGUUGGCGGCAGAGGAGGAAACCGCCAAGUGGGAGGGAGGGGUCAAGGUCCCCCGCAAAACCGUCCUAAGAAUAGGUCUCCCUAUAGAGUAGGAGGAUGGCACCCGGGGCUGCCGCAGGCGAUUAGAGAUUGGCCCAUGCCGCGCACGCUGACAGAGUUGCGCUCGUUCCUGGGCUUAGCUAACUACUACAGGAAGUUCGUGAGGAACUUCUCCACCAUCGCUGCACCCCUUCGCAGAUUGUUGAGAAAAAAACCCAUCUGGAAGUGGGACAAGGACUGCACGUCUGCCAUGAAGAAGCUAAAGCAGACAUUGAUAGAGUACCCGGUCCUUAAGGUAGCCGAUCCGUCCUUGCCUUUUGUCGUUACUACGGAUGCUAGCCAGUACGGCAUAGGCGCGGUGUUGCAGCAAGACGAUGGCAACGAUUAUAGACCCGUAGAGUUCAUGUCCGCCAGAAUGCCUUCAGAGAAGGUCGCGACAUCUACCUAUGAGAGGGAACUCUACGCUCUCAGGCAAGCCUUAGAACACUGGAAGCACUACUUGCUUGGGAGACACUUCAAAGUCUACUCCGAUCAUGAGACGUUAAGAUGGUUAAAGACGCAGGCCAAGAUGACACCUAAGCUUACUAGGUGGGCCGCAGAGAUAGAUCAAUAUGACUUUGAGCUCAAGCCAGUCAAGGGGAAGUAUAACGUAGUUGCGGAUCCUCUAAGUAGGAGAGCUGCAUUACUUAGACAUAGGGAAGGACCUGCAGCAGAAGAUUAGAGAAGCCUAUGCACAGGACCCUAUCUACAGUGACCUCCUUAAGAAAGUCAAAGAGGCCCCGGAGACUGAACCGAACUACCGCACUACCGAAGGGUUGCUCUUUGAGAAGACUAAUGUAUUUGACCGCCUGUGCAUUCCCCGUAGUGAAGAGAUUCGUAGUCUGAUUCUGGGAGAAUGCCACGACACAGAGGGUCAUUUUGGUUGGCAAAAGACUUUAGCCAAUCUAAUGCGCGCAUAUACCUGGCCAGGGAUGAAGAAUGACUGCGUAGAGUAUGUUCGCAGUUGUAAAGUCUGCCAACGU
Molecule: messenger RNA, 3795 nt
Organism: Chara braunii
Lineage: Eukaryota; Viridiplantae; Streptophyta; Charophyceae; Charales; Characeae
Source: the annotation of a GenBank genome assembly